AUGUCCCAGCGCAGAACCGAAGAUCGUCCCUCUUCCUCCCAUCAUCAGAACAACAGUAACGGCGGCGUCAACGACACUGGCACUUUUUCCGCUCCUAUUAAUGGUACAGGUAAUCGGCAAGGAAGAGAUAGCGCGAGGAGAGACAGGCAUAUCACCGUCAAACAAAACCAGCAAAACCUUAACAUUACCGGUACUGGUCGAACCCGUACUGGUAGUCUUCAUCACCCGCUCCCUCAGCGCGACGUUCGGAAGCCUGCUUCUUCUACCCCUUCGGCGCCGUCGUCGCAAAAACACCCUAAGACAACAACACUCCCGCCAUCUCCCGCUGUGACCCGUACCCAUCGCCGUCACACUUCGGUCAUUGUUAACCCCCCCCCUCCCCCCGCUUCCUUUAUCCCCUCGCAACCAAAACUUGCAUCUCCGGUUUUACUCGUCUCACGUCCUGCGACCUCCCACUCUUCACCCCCGUCAGCCACAUCGUCCGGGAAAAGGGCGCCUGCGCGCUUUAGUAGUAAUGGUAUAGCAACAACAUCCGGACCACCACCUUCACUCGCUUAUCGACGGAAUAUCGCAAUGGAUAAUCACUUUUCACCACACAAUGUGGGAUUGGGAGUUGGUGGAGGAAAUGUACAUAGGGGAGGGGUUGCUCUUCCGGUUAAUGGUACAACUGGUGAUCGGAGUAGCACUAGUAGCAGCACCAUUUCACAUUUGUCAAGGAGAGGAAGUUUGAAGGGGCGGGUACAGGGCGAGCAAUCGACCUCGAGGACGGGUUCGCUAGAGCCGGACCAGACCGGUAGUAAUGGGGAUGAUGACGAAGAUGAUACCGGGCGGGAUAGUGGACAAACAAUACGGGGUUUGGAAGAUUUACAGAGUGGGGCUUCCGAAUUCGCGGGUGAUGGGGGCCUGGAUGGAGAGCCUGGCACGGAAGAUUUAUUCCUCAAUCUCGCGAGAUUGAAUUCUGCCGCGGGUCAAAACGAAAAUAGUAAUGGGCCGAGGCCUCGGGCGCGGUUGGCUCAUCAUGCGCAUCAUCGGUCUUCACUUCCUGCCGAUACCUUCUCAUCCUCACCAUUACGCGCAUCGCAAACGCGUUCGCCGGGCAAUCGUGGUUCUCCGGUCGGUCCUCGUGAUGAAAUUUGGCAUGACCCUAGAGCCCCAACUCCCGCGACACGCUAUCGCGACCGUAGGAUGUCAGGGACUACGGAUAAUUUGGUUGACCAGAGGAUUGUCACCCCACGGGCAUCGUUUGUUCGACCACUUAGCAACGUGCUCAGGCGCGAUCAGUCCCCCGCGUCUUCCACUCACACUAGGAGCUUUUCAAUGGCUGAACCCGGCAUGAGAUCACGCAACGGGUUUACCAAUGGCAUUGCUCCACAAUCGCUGCACUCCUCACCCAAUGCAACCGACCAAUCCCCCGGAUCUGUAAUUGACCAUGACCAAACAGAUUCCUCCGGUGCGGCCAGCAGAAUGGAACACAGUGGGGGCGCCAGUAGCGGGAUUGGGGGACAAGAGGAUUCCUCAUCGGUAUCGACCACCGCGCCAUCGACUGUAUGGGAUGAACUAGAUGAUUUAAAAUCAAGAAUACGAAGACUGGAAUUGACUGGGCGAAUUCCUGCAUCGGGGGUUGGAGCGGCGGGCAACACAUACAGUUCAUCGGGGGAACGACCGAGGACAGCCACAACCACCGUUACCACAAUUUCAUCAUCACCUCGGCAUCAAAACAACCCUUCCGGUAUUGGAAUCUCCCCCCCCAACUCAACAAUUAGUCACCCCUCACCCAACUCGCACCCGCUAUUGCGUGCUGCUCUGACCAAGUCGAAGCCACUGAUACCCCCAGACGUUUUCAGAUACUUGGAAGCUGCUGCCGCCGAUGCUGUUGCAUUGGCAAAUGUGGUCGGCUGCACCGCCCCCGUGGGUAGUGGACCUCCAGGGGCUGUUGUCGAUAGACAGAUGCGGCGCAAGGCCGAUAGUGUUUGUCGAAGUCUGACCGAGUUGUGCAUUGCCCUCACCGAGAACCGGUCUUCCCUAGGCGUGACAAACUACUCACAUCAUGUUGCUCAACAUGUCCAUGGCGCUCGGCCAAUUAGCAGGGACACGGCCCUUGGUCGAGAAUGUAUCCUAGGCCGGGAGAGUGCACUUGGAAGGGAGAGCAUACUGGGGCGUGAGAGCGUCCUCGGCCGUGAGAGCGUACUAGGGGGGCGGGAGAGCAUCCUGGGUCGGGACAGUUCAGUGGGCAGUCACCGUGGGCUCGGGAGACUCUCCGAACGAAAAGGAAGCAUCGCUUCAAUAUCUACGGCAGCCGGUUACAACUCGAGCCCAAGGCUUUCCCUAUUUGUAGACCAAGAGACCCCCUCAACCCCGGGCCUUCUACGCCCCCGAAACUCCUUGCUUCUCAAAACCCGCCAAAUGCUAGACGACGACGAAGGUCAUGAAGGCUUCCGCUCCCCUUCACGCGCAGCAACAGACAUUAUGGGCCACCGGCACCGCAACUACCCAAUCAGCCGUCACAUGAGCCUAACCCCUGAGCGAUCACCCGGGCCUGAGAUGUCCCACCGGAGGCCACAUUACGUCACCAACGGUGCCGCCCUCCCAUCCCCAAUCCUCCAUGGCAACCGACGCUACUUCAGCGCCACCGUCGACCGCUCCGACGUCGCUGAUCGCCCCAAUGGCUCUUUCGAAGCCACCAAUUCUACAAACGAACGCUUGGUAGCCACCGCAGCCGCCGACUCGGACUAUGGCGCUGCGAGAUAUCGCAGCGGCAGUCUGGGACGUGCUGGGAAUCGUAGGCUGACCCGGGGGCUGAGAGAGAGUGUGGACUUGGAUAGCGUGCAGCAAGGCGGUUCACUCGGACGCACGCCAUUGCCUGGCGAGCGUUUACUGCGGAGAUGAUCCACCUAUUUCCUGUGCGAUUGGGUUAACUUUGUGAUUAGUUCUUUAUGGAGUUGGCCGGGUAGGUAAAAUAAAUAAACUGCUGGGGGGAUCGGUUGAUUGGUUUGUUGGUGGGUACUUUGGCUUUGGUUCUGGGGGGUUUUUCUUUUCUAUUCCCUUUUCCUUUUUCUUCUCUCAUUGUGGCGGUGUUUUUUUGUUUUUAUCUUGCUCGUGUGUCGUGCGGGCUGGUGGGUGGCGUAUCGAUUUGCUUUCUAUUCGCACGAAAAUCUUUCAUCAUCCCCCUCUUCUGCCCGCUAUUAAUUAUGGAUAACGGUUGGAAUUUGCUCCUUCCUUCCCUCCCGCUUCUUUUUAUAUCCAUCUUUUCACUCUUUUCACGCUAAGCUAUUUUUCAAAAAGAUUUCCAUAUGACUUUUAACUGCAUUAUAUUACAUAUCUUCCUUCCCUCUCCCACCGUCCUUCAGUUGGUAUCAACAGAGUAUGGCUGGUUUUUUUAGUAUUUGCUGUCCAGCUAGACUUUGCUAGACCAUUUGCUUUCGUUUUUGUAAUUCCGAUUAUAGCAUAGUGUUAUGAGGAAUGGUUUGUAUGCUUGCAUGGUAUGGUAUGCGAUGUGGAUUGGUAGAUUGGGGGGAAAGGAGGGGAGGGUGUUUGUAAGAUAAUCAGUCUGGGGAAUGGAUAUUCAUGGUGUUUAG
Messenger RNA from Tuber melanosporum (Perigord truffle), 3575 nucleotides. RefSeq lists its product as uncharacterized. The coding region runs from base 1 to 2886 and encodes 961 amino acids. Lineage: Eukaryota; Fungi; Ascomycota; Pezizomycetes; Pezizales; Tuberaceae. The record is from RefSeq and is a predicted model, not a curated record. The transcript has 2 exons.